UUCAAGGCAGCGCACCCGCAAAAACUGCGCCUCGCCCAAUCAACACACGAGUCUCCCUCUCUUGAUGCUACGGAUCCAGAUAUACAACGUCCAAAAUGCCUCCCAGACACCAAACCCUUCCUCCGGCGCAGACCUCCUCCGCCAAAGAGGCCCAGAAGUCCUUCUACUGCAGCCUCUGCUCCAAAGGCUACUCCCGCAUGAACGACUAUGAAGCCCAUCUCAGCAGCUACGAUCACAGCCACAAGCAGCGCCUCAAGGACAUGAAGGCCAUGGUGCGCGAUCCCAACGCCGGCGCCAAGGCGAGAAAGGCAGAAGCCAAGGCAGACGGCAUAGUCAGCAUCAAGCUCAACGACCAGGAUGCGCCGUCAUCAAGCGGUGGCGGUGCCGGCAGUGGUGGUGGAGGGGGCUUCAAAAAGGGCGGCUUCAAGAAGACUGGCUUCAAGAGCGCUUUUGCUCCUGCAGAGCCUGCAGCAUCGGUCGAGGCACCACAGACGGCAUCGACAGAUUCACCUCAUAAACUGGGAGACCGACGCCCUGGAGAACUGAUGGAAACGGAGGAGGCGGCCUCGACUCUGCCAUUGGCGUAUAAGAGCUCGCUGGUGGAGAGUGAUACGGAGGACGAAGGAUACGAGCUGUACGACCCGAGAUUUCCCACUGAUUGACGCGGUCAGCGCCAAAAGCUUGACGCUGAAUCAACAAUCGGAUGCCGUCUUCUAUUAAUGGGUAUUGGAAAUACUACACAAGCAUGAUGCUACCUGAAAACGCCGUCUCUUUUAAUGUCGCUCAGCGCCAGAACCCCUACAUCUCAUCAGGCUGCAUCCACCUAUGAGAGUCUAUCUGAGAAAGGUCCUCUUCCAAAAGGCCAAUCAUGUUACGGCUGCCGAAAAACCAAUCUGCAAGCUGCGACACCUGACCACCGCCUUGAACUGGC
Messenger RNA from Trichoderma asperellum CBS 433.97, 931 nucleotides. RefSeq lists its product as uncharacterized. The record is from RefSeq and is a predicted model, not a curated record. Gene Ontology annotation, molecular function: nucleic acid binding; zinc ion binding. Lineage: Eukaryota; Fungi; Ascomycota; Sordariomycetes; Hypocreales; Hypocreaceae.